Aspergillus alliaceus is the source of this 2681-nucleotide messenger RNA. RefSeq lists its product as uncharacterized. The record is from RefSeq and is a predicted model, not a curated record. Bases 330 to 2447 code for a protein of 705 amino acids. The transcript is spliced from 2 exons. NCBI's taxonomy places the organism in Eukaryota, Fungi, Ascomycota, Eurotiomycetes, Eurotiales, Aspergillaceae.
UUUUUUGGCCUCUGCGCCUCCGUUUUAUUCACCUUCCCAACGUCUCUUCUAUUUUUAACACUGAUUCAGCUUGUGAGUGAAUAGCGCUUGCCCUCUACUCUAAGUAGUACUAUGGCAAUGUACCUUAAUCUAGACCAACACGCGAUGGAAGAGUGAUUUUAAAUCCUCAGCUCUUGGCGGAUCUCCCGCAACCCGUCCGACUUCUCCGCGUGUGUUUGUUUACCGCAGCUUCGUAUCCUUCCUUUCUCUGUUUAAAUCGUCACCUUCUCACUUGUCCUUCUUGACUCCUUACGCUUGGAGAUCACUUCCUCUUGUCCCCCCCCCCGUAAAUGGCUAAGGUCGAUGCAGCGGCGGAUUCUCCGGCCGCCGCAUCGCCGAACCAUAGCCUCCCCGCUGGCCCCGUCGAGGCUCGUUCAUUAUCCUCCAUCACCGCAAUAGCCUCGAACCCUCCGGCUUACCCACGUAAUCCGACGCAGAAGAAACUUGACCCUCUGGUAUUGUACAUUGUGAGGGUUCCAGGAAGUAAGGAUGUCUUCCUCUCCCCACUUAAACCACCGACAAAAGCUAGUGUCUCGGCUGAAGCUAUCAACGCUUCCCUCUACUACCUGCACGUCUCGACGCCCGAGGACGAUGUCUUGCUCCAGGAAUAUGAGCAAGAGCGCGAGGAAGAGGCGAAAUUGCGGAAGGAGAUGCUUGGAGAGGAAGCCGAUGUUCCGCCUGAGUUCGCGCGAUUGAAUAAUGUUAGACGGAAGCCUGUUCCAGGUGGUAGUGGCAGCGCAAAGGUGGACGCCGAUGCACGACCUCCUCUUCCGGCUCGUCCAUCGAAUUUAUCACUGCAAGAGAAUGUGUCAUCGGCGCCAAACUUUGCGGAUCUGCCAUCAUCCUUGAUGCCGGCUCGUCCGGCAUUGUCGGGGAGCUGUUCAUCGAUCGACAUCCCUCAGGCUCCAUCUCAGAUGGCUGCUGACAGUCGCAAUGGCUUCCUCGGGUGUAUGCCGGGUGAUGAGACUGCAGCAAGGCCUCCUUUACCGGCUCGACCACUUCCUCCCGUCCCAAAAGAUGAGCUUGCAUUCGAGCUAGUGGAGGAUAAUUGUACGUCAAAGAAACCCAACCGCUGGAGUGCUUUAUCCGGGUAUAUGCCCGGACGAGGCAUGGAGAACUGGAAGGAGAAGUAUGAAGUUCUAUCCUCCGGCCGUCACAGCCUCGACUCUAGGCGACCUCAGGUGCGACCACAGUCGUCGCAUGCGAAUCCCUCACACACUCGCCUGGGGUCUCCGGUGAGAAGUCCUGGCCAAUCCCCAAGUAGGAGGCCGCAUGACAGCAGACAACCGGAACAACCUGGCUUCCACAUCACACUCAUCCGUCGCGAUCCUGCUCAUGGGAGCCAGUGGAAUGUAGCAACAAUAUCGACAUCGAAAAUUGACGGUAGUGCCAUUGACAUUGAAGUAUCGACGCCAGGGUACAACCGGUUCGCUGCGAAAAAUGAACCGCUCUCCCUGGCGAGUCUUGGACUCAACCUACCGUCCGAAAUAGCGAAUCGCAUCUCACUGUCGUCGUCUUCCAGACCUACCCCGGCCGAGCUGACGGAGAACACCCCAACCCAACCAUCGCACCCCCGGAAGUUCCACCGCAAACUAUGCGUGUCACGACCAUACCAGGAAGAGACGCGAGGCUCAUUAGACCUGGGAAACCGGACAUCCAUCGACAUCGGCAGCAACAGUCCAACAAUAAAACCAGUCCUCUCCAAGCUCAAAAGCGGCUACUACACCUUCACCUCACCGUGGAACGGAACCUGCACAUUCUCCACCAGCGUCAACGGCCGCAGCCUAAAAUGCAAGCAUAUGAUCCCGAUGCCCCCCACCGGCCCCAACGGCGGCCCCAUCGACAAUCCCGCCGUCACAGUUGCCGAAAUCCGCUUCAACACCCCCUUCCAAGCAGGCCAUCUCCACCACCAACCAAACCCCUCCCACAUCUCCCCCUUCACUCUCAGCCAAACCCCCGCCUUCAAAGACCCAACCAGCAACCCUAACAGCCACCACGCCUCCAACAUGGACCAGACCACCCCAUCCCCCCCCACCACCAAACGCAACUCCCUCGCCCACUUCCUCAACCCAAACACCUACAAUCGCCCGCGCGCCCGCUCCGGCGCAAGCGCCCACUCCGUAUCCUCCACCUCUAACUUCGGUGUCCCAACCCGCAAACCCUCAACAAGCAGUACCAGCAGCGGCGCCGCCGACCUCGACGACCCAAGCGGUCCCCGUCGCCCUCCGCGCCGAGUCCCAAGCGACGACCGCCUGGACCUCUCGCUCGCGCGAGAAAACGCCGGCGGCGGCAUGCGCGGGAAGAGCGCCAAACUAGGCAAAUUGAUCAUCGAGGACGAGGGGAUUAAGAUGCUGGAUUUGCUCGUUGCGUCUUGUAUGGCGGUUUGGUGGAGAGGUUAUUAUUACUGAUUGGUUGGGCUCUUUUGGGCAAGGGUAGCAAGGGUAUGAGAUUUGGUAUGGUCCGUAUAUUGAUCGGAUGGGGUAUGGUGUCUAUCUAUUUCGAACCUUGAAGUGACUCCCUUUUUCCCAUUUUAUCUUUUCAUUUUGGUUCCAUGUAUGUACGAUUUGACGAUUGAUGAGAUAGUUAUAUAUCCUCAGAUUUACUGUGCUAUUGUCAGUAAUAGAAUAUUGCUACAGAAAAGA